AUGCCAUUAAUCAUUCAAGCUUUUAGCGGCAUCGCAUGGGUUGCCGGCUACUUCACCUACUAUCUUCAACUGGCUGGCUACUCCACUUCCAUGAGCUACCAGCUUCAAAUUGCCCAACCUGUUCUGUCUAUUGUAGGUAACUUGAUGGCAGCCGCUGUUAUCGAUAAAGUCGGUCGAAGAAACCUUACGCUCUACGGCCUCGGUAUCCUUACGGUGUUCCUUUUCAUCACGGGAGGACUGGGAACUGGCACCACCCAGCCCAUGAUCAAGGGGACUGUGGCCUUCAUUCUUAUAUACAGCUGGUGGUACAACGUCUCCAUUGGAUCAACUGCCUUCUCUCUUCUAGCAGAAACCUCGACGUCUCGACUUCGAGCAAAGACUGUUGCCAUCGGGUACGCAUCGCAGAAUUCUAUCAAUGUCAUGUGGCAGUUUGUUAUCCCAUACAUGUUCAACCCAGACAAGGCCAACUUGGGCGCCAAGAUUGCCUUCAUUUUUGGCGGAUUAUGCUUUUUUUCUCUUCUUUACCUUUGGUAUUUCCAGCCUGAAACCGGCGGUCGCUCUUACGAGGAGCUUGAUGAGAUGUUUACAAAGGGUGUUCCGGCCAGAAAGUUCAAGACAUACAAGACGACUAUGCAGAUGCGCAACGAGACUACUGCACAAAGCGGUAGUCAUUAA
Messenger RNA from Colletotrichum spaethianum, 675 nucleotides. RefSeq names its product maltose permease MAL31. Gene Ontology annotation, molecular function: carbohydrate:proton symporter activity. Gene Ontology annotation, biological process: carbohydrate transport; transmembrane transport. The record is from RefSeq and is a predicted model, not a curated record. Lineage: Eukaryota; Fungi; Ascomycota; Sordariomycetes; Glomerellales; Glomerellaceae. Gene Ontology annotation, cellular component: membrane. The transcript is spliced from 2 exons. The coding region runs from base 1 to 675 and encodes 224 amino acids.